AUGGAUCGGAGCCAGCUACAAAAGUUUGCUCAGUACCUCAUUGCUUCACAUCCAAACAAAGUUCUUCCGAGCGCUCAGCAAUUGGCUGAUGAGUUAUUGCAACCGGAGUCCAGUAUCAAUAAAACCUCGGAUGCUGCCUCAUCCUCGAACAGCUCGAAUGGUGUUGCUAACUCAAUCCUUCAUGGUUCGAUCAGUCGUUCCGCUUCUGAUCUUGGUCACUUUGAUGCUCCCGGAUCCGCCGUGCUCGGUUCGGAAACUGACACCAUGCAAGCUGAUGGAGCAAAUCCAAAUCUAGUCGUACAGACCGAGAGUGGUUUGAAUUGGUUGUUGCGCUAUCGUCGACUGAUGCUGAAUCAAACUCUUUUGGGUGGACCAGUUUCUUGUCCAAUUAUUCAAUCUGGCGGACCAUUGUCCUCAUUGCACCUAAAUGUCUCACCGGAAACAACAAAUGCAACCCACUGGUUUGCGUCACAGACCGGACCGCUGCUCAACUCACUGAGUUCCGACAUGUUGACUUGCGGUUCAGCAUCAUGGCAUCAUGGUUCCGGUGCACAAAUCGCAGCCAUGUUCGCUAAGGUGCGUGAGCUGUUGGCGAAGCGAGACUCCAACGGACCGCGUUUGCUUAGUCUCAUCACCGAGGAGCUGUUACGCUGCCCAAAACUACCGCUGCUUAAAGCUCGCCGAACACAUCGCACCACAGAUAUGCCAGGCCGUAUGUCCAUGCCCGGACUAACUCGCUCGCUCUCGGCUCAACAACUCAGCCCCAAUCCUUCUCCGGAGUCAAACCUCGGAACAAAUUCAUUCUCUCAUCCAAGUUCUAUUUCCUCUAUUCAAUUACCUACUUGGACUACUCGCUUAUGGGAAGAAGUGUGUGUCUUGUGGACGUGUGUAGUGCUUAAUCCCGAUUGCAGUGCUGAGGCUAGACGACAAUGGCGCAAUCGUUUAUUGUCUUGGGUUCGCGCUCAUCGCUGUCCACGUGAUGAGGCCUACGCAGUACCUGGGCACUACUUCGCUACUGUUCGGGAUCAAUCAGAACUCGAGGAAGAUAUGAACAUGAUCACCUCACAGGUAUCUUCGUCCACUUCGCAACCGCAACCGUCUGGUCGUAUGAGCAGUCGUCGUGCAUCAGUUUUCCAACUGCCUCUCGAAGCCAGUUUUCUGUCUUGGAACGACGAUUGCUUGCGUCGUCUAGUCGGUUUAGAAAGUAUGAAAAAGUGUGACGCCACCAGUGAUCUGGAUGUGACAUUCGAUUCGCCUCCAGGACGCAGUUCUGUUGAGAUGGACGAAACAGGUAGCGUAACAAGUGAACCAUUUCGCCGGCCAUCAUCGAACACUUCACGUCGUGGUCCAGUUGGGCAAGGACGACCGCACACAUCUCGGGAUUGCCAGUGUCCCUAUUGCGAACAAACUGGACAGCUAAACGAACCGUUUCCCUUAUUAUGUUUACGUGUGGCUGCUCUUCGCGCCAACGGUUAUCAAAUGCAAGCUUUGCGUCUGGCCGUGUUCAUCAGUCAGCGCCUGCUCCGUGGAUUCAAAUCCAAAGCAGCCAGUGCGAACAACUCCUUAGUGUCGUGUUUAAUGCGUAACAGUGCAUGCAAAUCUACGGCGUUUUGGAAUGGUGCACAUAACAGCGAAGCAAGCGUGCGUCGAUCACUAUUCGCGGGAAGCAGCGUCAGUGGCCGAGUGCCCACGAUGAACGGUUACGUCAACCCUCCGCCACUGUACAACAACGCUGGCCGUUAUACCCCAACCAAUGGUAUGCUCUCGCCGUCCUCGACCAUAUCGAAUCAUUCGAAAUAUCAUUCGUCUGGACGAUUGCCUUCUCCCCGACCGUCGUCUAUAUCUCCUCCUAUCUCUGCGGCGAUUCCACGACCUGGUUCACGCAGACAUGUCCUCUCUCCAGGACCCAAUUCCAGUCCAAUGUGUUCCAGUCCGGCAAAUCGCAACAAUCUUGGUUCCGGUCCACCUGCCUCUGUGUACAAAUCUAUUCCACCACCUCAUCCUUCUGCUCCGUCUCUGCCAUCCUAUACCACUCAUUCUCCUUCAUCUGUCUCCUCGUUUCCUCACAUAAUGCAUGCAUACCCGAAUGCGCCGUCUCCUGUCCCCCAGCCUCCUCUUCCACCACCACCGUUUCAUCAUUAUUCCCCUUACCAUUAUCCGCACCAUUUUUCACAGUCAAAUCCCUCACCAUAUGCAUUUAGUACUGCAAAUUAUCUUCCCAAUAGUAGUCGACAAUUAGUUUCCCCAAAACUCCCCGGACGCCCGACUCCUCAUCAUACGAUUCCACAUCGUUCUUUAAGUCUGAACGGUGUGAACAAUAGUGGUAUAAAUGGCAAUGUUUCCUUACCCUAUCCAUCCGUUUCCGGCCUUGGAACUAUGCCGGAAUUCAACAGUGAUGCAUUGCAUCUGCAAUCCGCCGCUACCAGUUCCCCGGUUUGUCCAAGCCACACCACAGACUCAGCGUGGAUCGGAUUGCCUGGUCGACCAAUCAUUUGCCUAGUGGAGUGCUUGCUGGACGCUGCAGCCAUGGUGGUAGAAUCAAGUACCCAACUAGAACGGCAUCAGCAACACCUAUCGCAACAUCAUCGACCAACAACAGAGACCACAUCGUACGGUCAGCUGGAGUCAGCCUCGUUCUAUUUGUGCCUUGCAGUUAAAGUAAGUCUGGUUGCCCUAUUCCAACAACGCCGUCUAUCUGGAUCCAUCAAUCGUCUUUUGGCUUCUCAAACUCAAGAGGCUCGGUUACUUGCUUGGCUUAGUACAAUGCCAAAGGAUGCUGUCACCUUGAUGGCGGUGUGUGAAACAAUGGCUCAUUUACUUGGCCCUCCGGCAUUAUCACGCUUGAUACCCCGGGCCGAACCUAACCAUACACUCAGUCUGUCUGUUGGUGGGCAUUUACUACCCUCACCAGCAUGGUGGUGGUGGUGGUGGUCUUCCUUGGGUCCUAUCACCCAUCCGGAUUCAUAUCCUGUCCAUGGGAUUGCUCACUUCGUAUUGGACUAUGUCCUUGAAGCGCGAACGCAGACUCCGUUGUCUUUCAUAAACAACUUUUGGACUGCGUCGAGUUCUCCCGCACUAUCCGGUGCGUGCCCUAAUCUUGGAUUGUCCUCACCUUCGUCUGCUUGUACUGGUCCGACCAUGUCCGCCCCGUCCGCGAUUCGCGUGGAUGAUCUAUUGUUCGCUGUGGUAACACGUGCCAUACGAUUCUCCGUUCUCGAACCAGUGUCCGACAGUAUGGGUCUCAUCCCGGUCAAUGCACGUCCUCCUAAUCCACACUCACAUCAUAAUCACGUUCCUCCUCCAUCACCUUAUCACGCUGUGCAUCUUCCGUACCAUCACUAUCCUUCUCCACCUGGUGCGUCUCCACUAUUUACCUCUCGUCCAACUGAACGUUCCCCUUUUCCCACUCGAUACUGGACGACGGGACUAGGAUCUGCUGAUGUAGAAUCUGCGUUGGCUGUGAACACAGAAAUAAGCGAGCUGAGCGCUGUAGAUCCUACCACGUUGUCUUCCACUCGCGCGGAGACUCCAGAGUCUCAUGGCGUUUCAACCACACCACUAUCUUCUGCAGGUUUGCACCAUCUCCCUACUCCUUCGUCUCAUCUCCGCCCCAUGGAACCGGAUCGAUGGCCCCUGUCAUCUGCAACUUCUACGAUUCCAUAUCCACCGUUUCCAUCAGCAUUUGCUAGCGCAGUACAAGCCUGUAUAAAGCUACUAGAUAUUCCAUAUACUCAGUCUGCCUCGUGUAUGCCUAUCCCUCCAGUGAUGUCUACCCCGGCCUACUUAGCUUCUCGUACCCUUCCCUCUCCAAUCACUUGUAUACCUGAGCCGAACUCGUUAUCGUCUCCGCAUCAACCAACACCAUCUAUCCCAUCAGUGUCGCAACCACAACAAUUACCACCACCACCACCACUCCUACAGAUAGGCACUAUCUUUGCUCAUUCAAACACUCCGGUACGUCGCUGUUUGGAAGGAAUGGAGCUACAGCAAACUCAUUUAGCUGUUGCUCUUGUGCGUUUAUCAAAGUCUUCCUUGCUCCGAUUGGAUCAAAUCGUGCAAAUAUUCGAUCGACACAUCCAUUCAGCAGUCAGUUUGCUGGCUAUUUCUCAGCAAAUUUUCGCAGAGGCCGUAGGCUUAGAAUCGAUGCUUAGUGGUGUACGCAAAUAUGACUCGAUGCCCUUGUUCAACCCUAGUCUGUUCACCGGUUUCACUCCCGGGGUAUGCCGACUAGGAUCAACCGCACCGUCGACCAGCUCCAUUACUGCCGGCGCCUACUCACCGGAUCGAAUCAAUCUAAUUUGUACAGCCUUUCACCUGGCCUUACUGGUUGUAUUGCGCACCUUGACACGCACUGUACAUUGGCGCCGCCGAGAGAUGCUUGCUUGGGCCGUAUCCACUGCGCUACACGUUGGACCAUCUGCAUGUCUUUAUUUGGUCACCAAUUGGGCCAUGUAUGUCAGUCCUCGAGAAGCGGUGAAUUGGUUAGCACCUGCGUUGAUUGCUGUGAUUGGCAAAUCAGAGUCCACUUUACCCGGUCUCGUCGGUCACGCUCCCUCAAACGCGAAGAAUAUCAACCCGAAUACAGGCAAAUCAACAACAUCUUUCGCUUCGCGUCACCAUGCGAACUCAAUCACUAUUGCUGCUCAAAUGCUAGGUAGUGCAGUGCCCUAUUCAGCUACGGCUCGGGAACAUAUCUUGGCGGCUGUUCGUCACAUGGCACUUCAGGCCGCAGCAAAAGAUCCCGUCAACUGUGCUUUGCCUGCACUAACUUUGGCCGAACGCAACGCAUCGGCCUUCGAUGCUGUCUAUCGUCUUGUGUUGCAUUCCGCCGAGUCCGGAGGGCUGGGUCCCGUGCAACUGUUCUCUCUCGCACGCUACAUGGACAGCAAUUCUGUACCGAUUGCUUAUAACCCCGCUGCAAUGUAUCAUCCAAUGGGCAACGGACCGGCGUCAUCAACUUCCGUUUGUCCGACCAUUCCAUCGGGUAUAAAUCACGCCAAACUACUCAGUCUGGAUCGGCCACCUUUAAAAGCACUGUUGGACGCGACCAUCAAUGCAUUCGUCACGGCGACACACACGCGAUUGGCCAACAUAAGUCCGCGUCAGUACGCAGAAUUUGUUGAUUUUUUGGCUCGUGCUCGGGACACAUUCCAUCUGCUCCGACCAGACGGGCCGUCUCAAUUCCGGAGUCUUGUGGAAUGCCUGCGUCAAACGUAUCGUGGCAAACGCAAAUUAGUCUCCCUUCUAUCCGAACGAUUCGGCUAA
Echinostoma caproni is the source of this 5265-nucleotide messenger RNA. The record is from the annotation of a GenBank genome assembly. NCBI's taxonomy places the organism in Eukaryota, Metazoa, Platyhelminthes, Trematoda, Plagiorchiida, Echinostomatidae.